UACUAUAUUCAAAAUUUUAUAGUAUAUUUUGUAUAUGUAUUCUUAAUACGAUAUUGGGUGUAACUUGAUAUUAUUAUUUGUGAUAAACAUACAAUUAAAAUGACAACUGUAAUUGUAAUUGCGUACAAGCUAAGAGUACUAUAACUGCUUAUAGAAUUUAAGCUGUAUUAUCUGUAAAUAAUAUACAAUUGAGUCAUUACUGGACAAUUAGAUAAAGCUAGGUGCCAUUUAGAACGUAGAGGGCAAUUAUAUUUAUAAUUCUUAUCAGUUUGAAUAAUUUUCUUAAAAUUCACUACAUGUUAAAAGAGAAUAAGAUUAAUUACAAUGAAUAUGUGGUUUUGGUUUGGAAACAAUUUAGGCAACUUUCUUUUACCGAAGUAUAAUGUUACUACAACUUCCAGUUUCUUCUGCACCUGCUUAGGUUUAUUUGCACUUGCAAUAUUAUACGAGGGUAUGAAAGUUUUACAAAUUAAAUUACAUCAAAGUACUUCAACCCUUAUACAAAAUCAAAGCCCAACAAUAUCAGAGAAUUCUUGUUUACUGUCUAAAAUAUCUUCAAGAUCUAUUAGAAAACAUGUUUCUUUACAUUGUAUGCAAUGGUCUACGUGGAGUUUUCAAGUAUUUCAUUGGUUUGUACAUACCUUUCUUGGUUAUCUUUUAAUGUUAGCUAUUAUGACAUAUAAUGUAUACAUAAAUAUUGCUAUUGUACUGGGAGGAGGUCUUGGAUAUUGGAUAUUUGGCCUAAAACUUAUAGAACUGAAUGUGGAACGAUUUUUUGAAAAACGUACUCUGUUAGAUUGUGAUAAGGAAUGUGCUGAUAACAUAGUACAUUGCCAGGGAGAUGAAUUAACAGUCUCUGUUAUCGCUGAACAGUUUGUAACAGAAGCUACUGUUGAGGUUCAUAUGCCAAAAGAUGCUUUACAACAUUAAAAAUAUUAAAUAUUUUCUUCUUGCUCAAAUAAUUGUCGAUAACAAUUAGUAUUGCCAGACAAGAAAUGGUCAUAUGGAUUUUCUGUAUUAAUAUGCUCUCCACAAAUCCAGCAAAAAGAAGCUUGACAAUAAUUGCAGGUCAUUUUGUUGCAUCCUCCAUUUUUUUCAGCUAUGGUUCCACAAUUUGGGCAUGACUUGGUAUUUGUCUGUAAACAAUAUUAUUACAUUAUAAAACUGCUACAAAUACAAAUAGUUUACUAUUGUUAAAACUUAAUACAUACUUUUAUAUAUU
Messenger RNA from Bombus huntii, 1222 nucleotides. RefSeq names its product high affinity copper uptake protein 1-like. The record is from RefSeq and is a predicted model, not a curated record. Gene Ontology annotation, biological process: intracellular copper ion homeostasis; copper ion transmembrane transport. The transcript has 5 exons. The coding region runs from base 325 to 930 and encodes 201 amino acids. Gene Ontology annotation, cellular component: plasma membrane. Gene Ontology annotation, molecular function: copper ion transmembrane transporter activity. Lineage: Eukaryota; Metazoa; Arthropoda; Insecta; Hymenoptera; Apidae.